AUGCCCGAACAAACCAAGGUUGCGAAGAAAGGCUCUAAGAAAGCCGUGACCAAGUCUGCCGGUAAAGGAACCAAGAAAAGGAGGAGGGGAAGGAAGGAGAGCUACGGCAUCUACGUCUACAAAGUCCUGAAGCAGGUCCAUCCUGACACCGGCAUCUCCUCCAAAGCCAUGAGCAUCAUGAACUCGUUCGUCACUGACAUCUUUGAGCGGAUCGCCGGUGAAGCCUCCCGUCUGGCUCUGUACAACAAACGCUCCACCAUCUCAUCCAGGGAGAUCCAGACCGCCGUCCGCCUCCUGCUGCCCGGGGAGCUGGCCAAACACGCCGUGUCUGAGGGCACCAAGGCCGUGACCAAGUACACCAGCUCCAAGUAAAUCUGCGGCUUUCUGCAUCAAAUUAAAGGCCCUUUUCAGGGCCACCCACCGCCUCACAAGAACGACUUCCACAUCGGCUGUAUACUGUUUUUAAAAGAAAACCAAAAACGGCAAUAAUCUGGCAGCGGGGGUGCUGAAAACUGAAAACUACCAUCUCAUAAAAAUACGGUAAUUUUCCAUAAUUACAAUAGUUUCUUGCUCUAACU
Messenger RNA from Sphaeramia orbicularis (orbiculate cardinalfish), 578 nucleotides. Its product is annotated as histone H2B 1/2-like. Gene Ontology annotation, cellular component: nucleosome. NCBI's taxonomy places the organism in Eukaryota, Metazoa, Chordata, Actinopteri, Kurtiformes, Apogonidae. Bases 1 to 372 code for a protein of 123 amino acids. The record is from RefSeq and is a predicted model, not a curated record. Gene Ontology annotation, molecular function: DNA binding; structural constituent of chromatin; protein heterodimerization activity. The transcript has a single exon.